AUGGCGUGGUUGCUGCUGUUGCAGCUCGCAGGAGCUUCGCAUGUCGUCUACGAGAACCUCGAGGCCGAGGCUGCGACAGCGAAGGUGCCACCGUCCAUCGUCAACCGCCUGCUGAGGACGGGGUACCACUUUCAUCCUCCCAAGAACUGGAUCAAUGCACCUAUGUACUACAGAGGGUGGUACCAUUUCUUCUACCAGUUCAAUCCGAAGGGCGCCGUGUGGAACAACAUUGUACGGCUGCUGGUCCAGCUCGGCGACCGUGCUGCCCGACGGCACUCCGGUGAUCAUGUACACGGGCAUCAACCACCCCAACAUCAACUACCAGGUCCAGAACGUGGCCUACCCAAAGAACAGGUCCGAUCCACUGCUCCGGGAGUGGGUGAAGCCCUCGCACAUCAACCCCGUCAUCGUGCCGGGCGUGGCAUCAACGUGACACAGUUCCGCGACCCGACCACGGCCUGGCGCGCCGCCGACCGCCAGUGGCGUCUGCUCAUCGGCAGCGCGACGGAGGGCGGCUCACGCGGUGUGGCGUACGUGUACCGGAGCCGCGACUUCAGGCGGUGGACGCGGGUGCGGCGGCCGCUGCACUCGGCGGCCACGGGGAUGUGGGAGUGCCCGGACUUCUACCCGGUGAGCACGGAUGGCCGGCGCGUGGGGCUCGAGACCUCCGUGUCGUCCAGUCCGCAGGUGAAGCACGUGCUCAAGAACAGCCUCGACCUGUGGCGGUACGACUACUACACCGUUGGCACGUACGACCGCAAGGCCGAGCGGUCCGACACCACCGCCGACGAUGUGGCCAAAGGAUGGGCUGGAAUUCAGGCGAUUCCGAGGACGGUGUGGCUGGACCCUGGCGGGAAGCAGCUGCUGCGGUGGCCCAUCGAGGAGGUGGAGGCGGCGCUCAGAGGCAAGUCGGUCACUCUCAUGAACAGGGUAAUCAAGCCAGGGCACCACGUCCAGCCGCUGGACCCGGCGCUCGCAUACGACGCGGAGAGGCUGUGCGGCGUCAAGCGCGCCGACGUGAAGGGCGGCGUGGGCCCGUUCGGCCUGUGGGUGCUGGCCUCCGCCAACCUGAAGGAGAGGACCGCGGUGUUCUUCAGGGUGCUCAAGGCCGCCGGCAGCAACAAGCCCGUCGUGCUCCUGCGUGCACCGACCCUACACAAGUCGUCUCUGAACCCAAAUGUGUACCGCCCGACGUUUGCAGGUUUUGUCGACACGGACAUUUCAAAUGGAAAGAUAUCCCUGAGAAGCUUGAUCGACCGAUCGGUUGUCGAGAGCUUUGGAGCCGGAGGCAAGACCUGCAUCCUCUCCAGGGUCUACCCAUCGCUUGCCAUAGGCAACAAAGCUCACCUCUACGUGUUCAACAACGGGAGGAUGGACGUCAAGGUGUCCCGUCUCGCCGCAUGGGGAUGA
Molecule: messenger RNA, 1410 nt
Organism: Miscanthus lutarioriparius
Lineage: Eukaryota; Viridiplantae; Streptophyta; Magnoliopsida; Poales; Poaceae
Source: the annotation of a GenBank genome assembly